Molecule: messenger RNA, 1063 nt
Organism: Megachile rotundata (alfalfa leafcutting bee)
Lineage: Eukaryota; Metazoa; Arthropoda; Insecta; Hymenoptera; Megachilidae
Product: semaphorin-1A-like
Biological process (GO): negative chemotaxis; neural crest cell migration; P450-containing electron transport chain
Cellular component (GO): plasma membrane
Molecular function (GO): 2 iron, 2 sulfur cluster binding; chemorepellent activity; semaphorin receptor binding
Source: RefSeq, a predicted model, not a curated record
AUGGAGGACGAGAAAUCGACCCAUGGCGAUGUGAUUGGGCAGCGGUUCCUAGGAAACGAGAGCCACGUGGAGCACUUCAAGCUCCUGGAGCGCGCGACCACUUCCAUCCUGAUUGGCGCCAGGAACGCCAUUUACAACAUAAGUCUGCACGACCUAACGGAGAUCGUCGACCAGAGGUUGCAGUGGUCCAGCAGCAGGGCACAUCGCGAACUUUGUUAUCUGAAAGGACGUAGCGAGGACCAGUGUCAGAAUUACGUACGGGUAUUCGGCAGACAAGGACCUGAUCGAUUUCUUGUUUGCGGAACGAACGCGUACAAACCUCAAUGCAUGCAGUUCACCAUCAAGGAUGGCGCUUACGUGAAAGAGAGCGAAACGGACGGGCUGGGACUUUGCCCUUACGAUCCACGACACAACAGCACCGCUGUAUUUGUCGAGGGACAGCUGUACGCCGCGACUGUGGCCGACUUUUCUGGCGGAGAGCCGCUGAUUCACAGAGAGAAAAUCCGCACUGAGCGCUCGGAUUUAAAUCAACUAAACGGUCCAAAUUUCGUCAGCUCAUUCGCCUACGAAGAAUACGUCUUCUUCUUCUACCGCGAAACAGCGGUAGAAUACAUGAACUGUGGCAAGGCGGUGUACUCGCGAGUGGGUAGAGUGUGCCAGCACGACAAGGGCGGACCUCAUGCGUUCAGCGACAGAUGGACGAGCUUCCUGAAAGCGAGGCUCAACUGUUCUGUGCCCGGCGAAUACCCUUUCUAUUUCAAUGAAAUACGUUAUUGUGGUGUCCGAGAGAAUGUUUGUGCGGCAUAGAUCAAGCGAGGCGCGAAUGAAGAGUGUUUGGAUUGAUUGCAGUGUGAAUGAAGAGAGUUUGGAUCGAGUGACAGUUCGUCGUAAGAGGAAUGCGUGUAUGAUUAAAUUUGGGAGAGCAAGUGUAUCGUGGAGGCAGAAUGAAUUGUGGAGUCGAGCGAGAAAGUCGAGCGUGAGAGUCGAAAGAGUCCAGAGAGAAAAGUCGAACGUCAAUUGUAUUUUGUUCCUUUUUAAUAUUAAAUAUUUUUGUGUUAUUAAA